Molecule: messenger RNA, 1023 nt
Organism: Puccinia graminis f. sp. tritici CRL 75-36-700-3
Lineage: Eukaryota; Fungi; Basidiomycota; Pucciniomycetes; Pucciniales; Pucciniaceae
Exons: 9
Coding region: 190-1023 (277 amino acids)
Biological process (GO): transmembrane transport
Cellular component (GO): fungal-type vacuole membrane
Molecular function (GO): transmembrane transporter activity
Source: RefSeq, a predicted model, not a curated record
GAAGAAGGGUACAUAAUCGGGCGAUGUGAGUACGACGCGAUCUAUUGACUCGUACCGCCGACUAUGACCUCCCCCCUUCAAGAAUUACACUAAGGAAAUUAGCUACUGCCAUUCUCACACAUCCAUUAGAAGAAUAAACAUUAAGAAGUUGUAAAACCCCAGUCGUUCAAUAGAGCUCCCUUGAUUAGAAUGUGGCAUUCUGCUGAACGACAUCAAUCGAAAUCAUCGAAGCUCAACGGAACCAAGGCGGGUGAUACUUUGGAAACAGCUGUUGCGAAUCAUGGUCCUCCAGUCGAUAAGGGAAAGUGCGCUGUUCAAUAUUUGAUGGCUAUGUUCACUAUUGAGACGAUUGUAUGGGGAUUUGCUACCUCGUUUGGCGUGUUGUUCAAUUUUUACCAACAUGAUCCACGUAGCCCAAUAAAACCAGAUCCACAUGCCAAACUAAUACUCACUCUUGUGGGAACGAUUAACACUGGUACCAUUGCCGGUGCAGCACCACUAUUCUCGUUUUGGAUGGCCAAGAAACCAGGCAUAAGGCGUCGAUUGAUGUUUUCGGGUCUGCUUACAUGCACACUGAGCUUAUUCUUGUCUGCCUAUUCUACUUCUGCCUUUCAUAUUCUCUUGACUCAAGGGAUAGGAUACGGCAUUGGCGGGUGCGCGUUAUAUUAUUCGGCCCUUUCUCAUCUUCCGGAAUGGUUCGACCUGCGACAAGGGUUUGCAAACGGAUUCGUUUUCACCGGGACCGGCUUGGGAGGUCUGAUCUUCCCUUUGAUCUUAAACAGUCUCCUAGGGAAGUAUGGUGCCAAAUUAGCCUUGCAGAUUACCACGGUGCUGUUUGCAAUUCCCAUUUUCUUGGCGGUUCUGUUCAUACGCCCGAGAAUUCCACAUUGCCGGCAGCGCCAGGACAGCUUGACCCAAUCGUUCAAUCAACUGCCUUCUACCUACCAGGCUUAUAUCUUCCAACCUAUAUUCAUUGCCUUGGUCGUAGAAGCGUGGCAGGAAGUGCUCUGCUGGCUAUUCUAA